Molecule: messenger RNA, 1442 nt
Organism: Cajanus cajan (pigeon pea)
Lineage: Eukaryota; Viridiplantae; Streptophyta; Magnoliopsida; Fabales; Fabaceae
Product: myb-related protein 306
Biological process (GO): response to auxin
Source: RefSeq, a predicted model, not a curated record
GACUUAGGCCGUCUUACUCCCAAGAGAGUUAAUGCUUUUUCGCUGUCAACUUUUGACUAUUUGCCUUCCCUCUCUCCACCUUCAGUCAGCGACCCUUCAGACACCUCUUUUGCACUAUUUAUACACCCCACUUUGACUCUUGCCUUAGCAUCUUGCAAAGUUGCAAGUAAGAGGAAAACCAAACAAAGAGAUCUAAGAGAGAUAGCUAUAGUGUACACAUAAAGUAGGGGAGUGGAGGAAAAAGGGUACUAUACUACUACAAGGGGGGAUGGGAAGGCCACCAUGUUGUGAUAAAGAGGGUGUGAAGAAAGGACCAUGGACUCCUGAAGAAGACAUCAUUUUGGUGACUUAUAUACAGGAACAUGGUCCUGGCAAUUGGAAGGCUGUUCCCUCCAAUACUGGGUUGUCAAGGUGCAGCAAGAGUUGUAGACUUAGAUGGACUAAUUACCUUAGGCCAGGAAUCAAAAGGGGUAACUUCACAGACCAAGAGGAGAAGAUGAUAAUCCAUCUUCAAGCCCUUUUAGGGAACAGAUGGGCUGCCAUAGCUGCCUACCUACCACAAAGAACAGAUAAUGACAUAAAAAACUAUUGGAACACCUAUUUGAAAAAGAAGCUGAACAAAUUGGAAGCAGGUUCUGAAGGAAGCUUGGGACACACAGGGGUUUCAGUUUCUCAGCCAAUGUCAAGAGGCCAGUGGGAAAGAAGGCUUCAAACAGACAUCCACACUGCCAAGAAAGCCCUCAGUGAAGCUCUCUCACCAAACAAGACCUUGUUAGCUGAAUCAAAUUCAGCAAACCUCUUUAAUGAUAAUAAGGUUUCCUUCUAUAAUUCCACUAAACCAACAACACAAUCUAUAAGCUAUGCUUCAAGUGCUGACAACAUAGCUCGUUUGCUUAAGGGGUGGAUGAAGAAUGCUCCAAAAGCCUCAAGAGCUGUGACUCAAAAUUCCUUCAACAACUUGGCUGACACUGCCUGCAGUGAAGGAACAACAAGUGGGGGACCAAAGGGAAGCACAAGCAGUGUUGAAAUGUCUGAGACUAAUUUUGAGUCCUUGUUUGGUUAUGAGUCUUUGGAUUUGGAAUCUUCAAAUUCUGAGUUCUCACAAUCUCUUUCUCCCGAGGCUACUCUUUUCCAAGAUGAGAGCAAGCCAGAUACUGCUGGAAUAGACAUGCCUUUCUCUUUGCUUGAGAAAUGGCUUCUAGAUGAUGGAUCUUGUCAAGAGAAACUUAUCUUCUAGAUUAUUGGUUUUUACUUCGAAGUUCAAACUUUGCUUUUUCUUAGUUAUAGGAGACUUGAAUCUGAAUAUUGAAUCUCACAAUUUGGCCUUCAACCCCUUUGGUUCUAGAAGUGUAUAUUCCAAUGAUCAAAUGUUAACAUUAUUAUAUUAUCAUAUCAUAUAAUUAAAUGCAUCACUGGAAAUUAAAGUUUGUUUGUUUCUCUUU